Messenger RNA from Cucumis sativus (cucumber), 665 nucleotides. RefSeq lists its product as uncharacterized. The coding region runs from base 75 to 482 and encodes 135 amino acids. The transcript has 3 exons. The record is from RefSeq and is a predicted model, not a curated record. NCBI's taxonomy places the organism in Eukaryota, Viridiplantae, Streptophyta, Magnoliopsida, Cucurbitales, Cucurbitaceae.
UCUUCUCAAACCCUAAUUCUCUUUAAUUAAUUAAUUCCCUCUCCUUUCUCUCUCACUUCCUCCCUCUUCCAUUAAUGGCAGGUUCUCCUCAUCUUCCUCCUUUCUCCAGUGUUGAUUCCUCCUCUACUUCGACCUGUGAUGCUCUUUUCUUCUUCCCUCGCAAUUUCGAUUCCACCAUCGUCACCGAUUUUGGUUGCAAUUUCUACUCUCUUCAACCUCAACCUUCUGGAUUCCCUCACUCUCACCGGAUUGACUUCAAUGUCCUUGGAACCUCCACUACUACUACUAGUACUCCACUCAUCAAAGAAUCCGCUGGAUUAUCAGACGCUCCUCUUCCUUUCCUUUCUAAUCCUUGUCUCUCUUCCAACUCCAGUAGUGAGCCCCCGAACAAAUCGCAUUACUCCGUUUUCAUCAUUAUUCAUUUGGUGGCUAAAUAUUACUCAUGGGACGUUUCUAGAGAAUGCAAGACCAUGUUUGAGUGAGAAAUUGGUCUUGAUGAAAUUGAGAGUUCAAUGAACAGCACACCCGUAUCACCCGUAUUUCUAUUUCUAAAGCAGAAGGGCUUUCGGUGGCUGAAACAAGUGAGUGAUUAAGUUUUUUAUCACCCGUAUUAUUUGUUAUCACUAGGGAAAGAAAGCUGAGUAGAAAAAGUAGAAUGCCAAAUG